Messenger RNA from Triticum aestivum (bread wheat), 1742 nucleotides. RefSeq names its product 2-isopropylmalate synthase A. Gene Ontology annotation, molecular function: 2-isopropylmalate synthase activity. The transcript has 9 exons. Bases 14 to 1552 code for a protein of 512 amino acids. Gene Ontology annotation, cellular component: chloroplast. NCBI's taxonomy places the organism in Eukaryota, Viridiplantae, Streptophyta, Magnoliopsida, Poales, Poaceae. Gene Ontology annotation, biological process: L-leucine biosynthetic process. The record is from RefSeq and is a predicted model, not a curated record.
AUAGCCGCCGACCAUGAACUCCAUGAACUGCCUGUCCAACCCAAACUCUGUCUGCUCCAUCAUCCCACUAACCAGACGCGUCCCCCGCUCCACCUUCCGCAUCGGCGCCGGCGCCGCGAGCACCAUGGCUUACCGGCGUUACCGCCCCGUUCCCGUCGCCGCGAGCCCCAUGGCUCACCGCCCCGUCCCAGGCUCCACUGUCCUGUGCUUUGCGAGUGCUCGGCAGCCGGAGCCCGUUCCGGAAAGCACCAGGAGGAAGCUCGUCGCCGCGCGCCUGCUCGCCGACCUCCGCGCCGACGCCAUCGUUGCACGCUGCUUGGACUCCCUGCCGGAUGACCUGGACGCCGUGCGGGCCAUCGCCAUGGAGGUGGGGAACACGCCCAUCGGAGAGGACGGCCACGUGCCGGUCAUCUGCGCCGUGUCGGGGUGCAACAAGGGGGACAUCGGCGCCGCCUGGGAGGCCCUGCGCCACGCGCAGAAGCGGCGCAUCCGUCUCGUCGACGUCGACGUUGGUGCCAUGCAGAUGCAGCACAAGACGGCCGAGCAGGUGGUGGCCGACGCCAGGGACAUGGUGGCUUACGCGCGCACUGUUGGAUUCCUCCACAUCGAGUUUACCCCCGAGGAUCCCGCCAGGUCAGACAGGGUGUUCCUCUAUCAUAUUCUAGGAGAAGUGAUAAAAGCCGGAGCAACAAGCCUCAGCAUCCCAGUUGGCCAGCACACCCCUCUUCAUGAAUUCCAGGAAUUAAUUGCUGACAUAAAAGAAAACACUCCUGGGAUCGAAAAUGCAAUCAUAUCUACUCCUUGCCAUGACGUUCUUGGUCUUGCAAGUGCCAACACACUAGUGGGUGUUUUUGCACGAGCAAAGCAGUUAGAGGUGACUGUCACUGUUAGUGGUGAAAGAGUCGGAAAUUCUUCCAUGGAGGAGGUUGUCAUGGAAAUUAAAUUUUCUCGAGAACUUUCAGGUGACCUAUAUACUGGAGUUAAUACCCAAGGAAGUACCAUGAAAAGCAAAAUGAUGCAAGAGCAGAGUGGACUUCACGCGCAGCUGCAUAAUGCUACUCUUGGCGCUAUUGCUCAUGAAAGGGAAAUUAAUCUGGAAUGCACUGAGAUGCUUAAAUUCGAAAGAACUUGUGAAAUAGCAUCAUAUGUUGAUAUCGGUCUCAGCAGAAGGCAUGUCGUCAGAACUAAAGUAGUGGAGCAUGGAUAUGGAAUCACCGAGAAAGAAUUUGCGGAUAUAUGUAAAAGCAGCUACAAAGUGGUUGCAGAGGAACAAAAGCCCGUCGCGCCGCUGGACUCGCGCAUGGACAUAACCACCCUGCUCUACAACACCGGGCAGGUGGUUGUCGUAGGCAGGUCCGUCAUGGACAUUGCGCAGCAUCCUGUGGUGCUCAACACUGUGCUACCGCUCAUGCGGCAGAUGGCGUGGCCAUGCCUGCGUGUCAUCGUCGUGUCUGGGUUUGGCGCCACGCUCGGUGCUGGCGUCAUGGCCAUGUAUGUUGGGGCGAUGGUGAUCCUUGAUGCAGGGUCCACGUACCGCUCCUCCACCCUGUAGGAACUACGAGAUCACCACAAGGACACUUUCGGCAUCCAGGUGUGAUGGAUCCACCAUAGACCCUGUUCAAUAAGUGGAACACGCCAGCUGUUUGCUCUCCGGUUAGCUAGGAAGUAAUAAGGGUCAGGGUGUUGUAAUAAGGAACACACUAGCUGUUUGCUCUCAGGCUGUUGUAUGCACAAUCACUAUA